Molecule: messenger RNA, 4503 nt
Organism: Chanos chanos (milkfish)
Lineage: Eukaryota; Metazoa; Chordata; Actinopteri; Gonorynchiformes; Chanidae
Gene: rev1
Product: REV1 DNA directed polymerase
Exons: 21
Coding region: 82-3909 (1275 amino acids)
Biological process (GO): error-free translesion synthesis; error-prone translesion synthesis
Cellular component (GO): nucleus
Molecular function (GO): damaged DNA binding; DNA-directed DNA polymerase activity; deoxycytidyl transferase activity
Source: RefSeq, a predicted model, not a curated record
CGCAACUGGCUCGCGAAAACAACACUAGCAUUUUGGUUUGAACAAAAAACAAGUAAAGGAAGGCAGAAUAGGCUCCUCAGUAUGAGUCGAGAUGGAUGGAGAAAGAAAGCCAGUGAAGAUGAUGGUUGGGGAGGAAGGGGGGGCUACAUGGCUGCGAAGGUGUGUAAAUUGGAGCAGCAGUUUCACAUGGACGCUCCCAGAGAAAAACAGAAAGAAGGAGCUUCCUCUAGCAUCUUUAAUGGAGUAGCUAUCUACGUCAAUGGAUACACAGAUCCCAGUGCCGAUGAGCUGCGUAGACUCAUGAUGCUACAUGGCGGCCAGUACCAUGUAUAUUACUCACGCUCCAAAACUACACACACCAUCGCCACAAACCUGCCCAACAACAAGAUCCAGGAACUCAAAGGGGAGAAAGUAGUGCGGCCAGAGUGGAUCACAGACAGCAUUAAGGCCGGCCGACAGCUUUCCUACCUGCAGUACCAGCUGUAUCCCAAACAGAAGAGCCUGGCUUUUCCAAGCAUGUGUGUCCGAAAAGCCCAAGAGCCUGCCAGCUCCAACCCAAGUCAUCCUCAUCAAGGAAAUAUCCAUCCGCAGUCCAACAACGACCAAAUCCUCCCAAGCUACAGUCACCCCAAAACAGCUCUCAACAGCCCUCUAACGAUGCAGCAACAAUCUAACCUCAUUCAGCAUAGCCAUCAGGAGUCUGACAUCAGACUGAAUGGCUCGGUCAGAGGUUGCCCCAGACAGGGCGAGGAAACCCCCAAGGUUAAUGGGGUUCAUGAGGAGACCAGAGAUAACCCCUGUCCUGCCACGGGCGGGUUGAAGGAGUCCACACUCAUCAACGGCCACGCCCAUCUUGUUAACGGUGCCUUAAAACCUCUAGACUUGGCUCCUCACUCAAAUCGUCCCUUCGCUGGGGUCAGGCCGAGGUCUCCUCAGCCCCAUUCUCCUCACUUGGAGCACAGAGACGCAGCAGGUCCCAGCCGCCCCCCUCCUGUGAGUCCGAAACCAGAUGCCGAUCAGAGACCCAGAACACCUAUCGCCUGUCCAUCAAAACUGUCCAAUCCCCAAUCUGCACCUCACCACAGGCAAGAUUCUGAUUUGCCCAGCGCUCAGAGUUCUGUUCUACCCGGGCUGAGCACCAAUCAGGGGCUGUUUAAUAUAUCAGAGAAGUCGGUCCUCCAGGAUCAGACAGGCAGGGUUUCUGUGAACGGGAGUUUCCACAGCGUUUCGCCCUUUAAACCCACCCCGAACGACUGUGGCCAGUCAGGCAAAUCCGUGGCCCAGGAGGCGGAAGCCAAAAUCAUCUCAGAGUUCUACUCUCACUCCAGACUCCACCAUAUCUCCACAUGGAGGAACGAGUUCUCGGAGUACGUGAACUCGCUGCAGAGCCGACGGCGCGCGGGGGGCGGAGCCGUGUUCUCCGGAAAAGACAGGCUCAGGAAGCUCUGUGUGAAUUCCAAUUCAGGUUCUUCCUGCCUUCGUGCACCUCAGGUACGUCAGUCCUGUAUCCUUCAUGUGGACAUGGAUUGCUUCUUCGUGUCAGUGGGCAUCAGACACAGACCUGACCUUGUAGGCAAGCCCGUUGCUGUGACGAGUAACCGUGGUCCGGGGUAUGUUGCCCAGCGACCAGGUGCCAACCCUCAGCUGGAGCAGUUGUUUUAUCAGAGGAAGGCGAACCAGUACAGAUCAGAGAGCAGAGAUGGAGAGCUAGAGAUGACCCCCUCCCCAGAGAAUGAAGAAACUCAAAAUAACGGGAUGGUACAAGACCUGGCCGCUCUGUCUAUGGCAGAGAUCGCCUCCUGCAGCUACGAAGCCAGGCAGGCUGGUGUGAGGAACGGUAUGUUUUUCGGCCAGGCGAAGCAGUUGUGUCCAGAGCUGCAGGCUGUGCCCUAUGACUUCCAGGCUUAUAAAGAGGUGGCAUUGACCAUGUAUGAGACUUUGGCCAGUUACACAUACGACAUUGAGGCUCUGAGUUGUGACGAGGCUUUGGUAGACGCCACCGCCCUCCUGGCCGAGCUGGGCAUCACACCAAAUGAUUUGGCCAGCGCCAUCCGAGCGGACGUGAAGGAGAAGACUGGCUGCAAUGCCUCAGUGGGCAUGGGGUCCAACAUUCUUUUGGCCAGGUUGGCGACCCGGAAAGCCAAGCCGAAUGGGCAGUACUUCCUCAGAUCAGAAGAGGUGGACGAUUUCAUCAGGGAUCAGCCGGUCACACGUCUGCCGGGUGUCGGGCGUUCCAUGGCUUCGAAACUGGGCUCGCUCGGGGUGAACACGUGCGGGGACCUUCAGCAGGUGUCCAUGGCCCGACUGCAGCGGGAGUUUGGACCACGGACGGGCCAGACCCUGUUCCGUUUCUGCAGGGGGCUGGACGACAGAGCAGUUCGCAGUGAGAAAGCCAGGAAGUCCGUGUCUGCUGAGAUGAACUAUAACAUCCGCUUCACACAGGUGGAGGAGGCAGAGUCUUUCCUGACUAACCUGUCUAUGGAGGUGCAGAAGCGUCUUCAGGGAGUGGGACUUAAAGGUCGAAGGGUCACUCUGAAGGUCAUGAUGCGAAAACCAGGGGCCCCUGUGGAGCCAGCCAAGUAUGGAGGCCAUGGCAUCUGCGAUAACCUGGCCAGGUCUUCUUCAUUGGCUCAUGCCACAGACAGCGGGCAGCUGAUAGCAGCGGAGGCUCUAAAGCUUUUUUAUGCCAUGAAGCUGGAUGUGAAGGACAUGAGGGGGGUGGGGCUCCAGGUGCAGCAGCUGGAGGGAUCACACGCAGGCCAUCAGGACACCUCAAGCCCAGGAACAUCUCGAUCACGCUCCAUCAGAGACCUGUUCAUGGCUCAGCGCCCUAUUGGUGGGCAACCCAGUGCUUCCAAUCAGGAAAAGAGCUCCACCGUCACAGCUCCUCCCACUCCUCCAUCGGAGCCAAUGCCUGGUACAAGCAAAGGAGAACCUCCUCCCGUACACACCCCAAACCACGCCCGGACACGCCUCAACUUUAGCAUAGAGGUGCCAUCUCCCUCUCAGGUGGAUCGCUCUGUGUUGGAGGCUUUACCUGCUGAGCUGAGACGGCAGGUGGAAGAAUCCUGGAGCCACAGGGAGACAGAACCAAACACCAGUGCCCCGCCCCUCAGUUCUCCAUGCCCCUCCCCUCCCCUAGCACAGCCCAGGGGCACCCUGGUACUCCAACUGCCAAACCAGCCUGGCCAAGCGGGUGCCACUGGCAUUGUACUGGAACUACCCGACUUCUCCCAGGUUGACCCCGAAGUGUUUGCAGCUUUGCCCCAGGAGCUGCAGGAGGAGCUGCGUUCUGCUUAUGGGCGUAGGGAAAACGCCCAGCUCCAAGGCACUGUGGUAGAGCAGAGAAAUGCUCUGCUCCAGCUGAAGCAGCCCACAGCUGGCAGGACAAAGCGACGCUAUAAGAGGAGGAAUGCGAGUCCUGCCAAAAAAGGCCCGAGUCCUCUAAAAAGACUCCUCCCAGGGAACAGCCCUGCCAAACACAGUCCCUCAAAAGCACUACCACUCCCACCCAAACAGAUAGACGCAUCCACCGGCCUCAAGACUGAAAAUGGACCAUCUUCAUCCUCCCAGAAACAAAACAUCCCAGAGGUUCUUUCCAAAUACACGCCCCGCCCUGCGCCCACCCUGGCUGGAGCGUGUGAGCUGAGUGACAUCAGAACCAUCCUACGGGAAUGGGUCACCACCAUCUCAGAGCCUGUGGAGGAGGACAUACUUCAGGUUGUCAGAUACUGCACUGAGCUGGUGGAGGAUAAAGACCUGGAGAAACUUGACCUGGUCAUCAAGUAUAUGAAAAGGCUAAUGCAGCAGUCAGUGGAAUCUGUUUGGAGCAUGGCAUUUGACUUUAUACUUGACAACGUGCAGGUGGUGGUGCAGCAAACCUACGGCAGCACCCUGAAGAUUACAUAGGACAGCCCCGUUCUCCUUUAACAUCUGCCCUUGAUGAAGUCUGUAAAAGAACACUACGGAAUUCCAAAUGCUCAGAUCAUCAUGACAUCAUGUAAACAUUCUUUUGUAUGACAUCAUUGGAUCCAGCUCUUGAUCGAGACACACAGAGAAGUUGUAACCGUGAGGUCAUGGCAGUGCUCUUUUAAAUGUGACCACAAUAGAAUUUAUAAAAGUCUUUGAGCAGUUCAUUGCAGCACUUUUCGUACGAUGUGAUGUCAAAUGAACAACGCCCUCCCACUGUGACAUCAUCAAAAUGGUCUCACAACAGUCUGUUGUUGUAAAGUCAACAAAACUGUGCCCAUUUCCUCCUGAAGAGAGCUCUCACGAUGACACGAAAGGAGAUGCGAACGUGUGUUUAAGAUUUGUAGACAAGCAAAUAUCUGUUUACCAAAUGGACAUAAACUCUAGGAUAAUAUUUUUGACUGCUGCCCAGAGUGAAGAUAUUUCAGAGCAAAUUGUGUCUGCCACUCUCCAUUUUCUUUCUCUCAAGGUCUUCUGUUUUAAUGCCCUUCACAUCCUUUCACUAAAUCCUUCUGUGAUGUGCCAUUUUGACAU